UUGUUAGUGGUGACGCUGAAAAAUAUUUUUGUUGCUGCUGGAAGACGAGAAGCCAGAGUUGGGAGGAUAAUGGAGGUCGCAUGAGCGAGAAUCCGUGUACACUAUUGCGAUUUCGAUCGUUUUAUACUCAUAAUUGAUACGAUAAGUAAAAUCUGCGCAAUUCUCCAUCGAUGAUGUCGGUGAAUAUGGACGAACUCAGGCACCAGGUGAUGAUAAACCAGUUUGUUUUGACUGUUGGCUGCGCCGCCGACCAGGCGAAGCAGCUCCUCCAGGCGGCUCACUGGCAGUUUGAGACCGCUUUAAGCUCCUUUUUCCAAGAAGCCAGCGUCCCUAGCCACCACCACCACCACCACCACCAGAUGAUGUGCACACCACGCAACACUCCUGCCACACCCCCCAACUUCCCAGAUGCCAUCACGAUGUUCUCUAAACUGCGGGCCUCUGAGUGCUCUGGCAGCAGCACUGGUGGUCCUGGUUCUGCCAACUGUCCCGUAGCCUGCUCUCCGCCACCUCCUUCUGCUUGUGCCUCCUUCUGGGCAUCCUCCCCACCAAGCCAGCAGCCUGUCUGGCUGCCUCCCUCAUCACCCACAAGCCACCCCCUGCACCACCACCUCCUGCACCAGACCCCCACGUGGCCCCCUGUGUCUCAGCCGGGCACGACUCAGCAGACGCCCGUCAUGUCCGCGCUGCACAGCCAGAGAUGAGGCUUAAUGGCUGCCUGAAUUCGUGCAGGGGCAGGGUUCAGAUGGCCAGUGGGGACAGUGGGGGACAACAGAGACCUGUAGUGCUUUUCCCUUUUUUUUUUCUAAUAAUUCACAGCAGUCUUUUGAAGAUUUUUGUCAGUUUUUCUUAUAAAAUUUAGGUGCAAAUAUCCAAAUGUGAGGAAAGACCACUACUUUUUCCCUUCCCAACUCAUCAAUUGAGUGCAGGGUUUACCAAAUGCAGUCAUAGCACCUGACCACCAGAAUACUGGCUGGCAAAGACCACUUUGGGACGACAGAUACAUGGCAUCGAAAAGCCACUCAUUAAGCACUGGAAAUGUGACUCCACAGCUCAUCUGUGUCUGCCUGACAGGAAACUCCUAGAGCCCAAGUCCUAAAGUCUGGCCACUUGCCAACGUAUUUCCACCCAGCAUUCAAACGACGGGUGCCAUGUAGAACCCAUGGAAGCUGCUGGAAUGGUCUUUCUGCUUGCAGGGUUUUGGAAACGGAUUGUGUAGGUCUGGGAAGGUUUGCUGCUGGAAUCAUGCACACAGUGGUGACUCGUGGUUUUGGUUGUGAGGUUCGUAAAGAAAAAGCUUUUGUUUGGCUUAAUAAGGAAAGCUGUGGAGUAGAAACUUACCUUUAUUUUUCUGGCAAAAAUGCCUGUUUAGGUUCCAUGAAAAGAGAUGUGGAAUUUUUUUUUCAAUGCAAGAUCUAGACUUGACCAAUUUGGAGGGUCACACUUGAACUUUUCGAGACUUUGUGGCGAUGCCUGUACCUCUGCCUGACAUCCUAAAGUUGGAACGUUUUUGAUUUCUGUGCAAACACAUUUGGUUUAACCAUUGUGAUUGGGGGAAAAAUGUCAGACAAAUGUAACCUUACCUGUGUGCAGUCCAAAAGGAAGCAAUAGAUUUAUACUGUAGAGCUGAAGUCUGCUUUUUUGGUUGUUUAUGGAAACAGGAUCUCAUGGCACAGAUUUGCAAAUAUUUUGAGAAGGGGAGUACACCUUAUUAUAAUUAAGUGGAGGUUGAACCGGUUCAAGUCGGUAGAUGUUUGUCAGAAUGCCUCACAAGUUUAAUCCUGCAGUUAAGAGAAAACUCAUCUGCAUCAUCUACCUCUGCUUGGUAGCAUUUCAUACAGUGUGAAUGUAUUGGUGGGGGCGGACACUAAGCAAGGGGUAUGACUGCUCUUCCCCCCAGCUCAGUUGGAUGGCCCACUGGUCCUUCUGGCCAGGUGGUCAAUGGACGUUCACGCAACUCGGCAUAACUGUAGCCUAUGCACUGACUGAGAGUUUCAGAGAAAAGUUUGUAGUACUUACUAAUAAUUAAUCUUCUGUUGGAUUGAAUCGGGGCUUAAGUGGAUUUUGUACGUGAAAGAACGUCCCAUUACUCUUGAGGAAAUAUGACGUCAAUAAGAGAUGCUUAUAGAUGGUUCUGCACCCAAAAAAGAAAACUUUUCUUUUUUCACAAAACAAUUUAAUUUCAUUGACUCUAGCAGUGAGUUGUGGGUUUUAAGUUUUCAGCUCAAAAGAAACACAAGUCUCAAUUUAGCCAAGCCUUUUUAUUGUCUGAAGAUCCUUUUAUAAUAGUUGAAUAAAAUAAUUUGGGAGAGAUCAUAGGGUGGGGGGGGCUGAUGACACAUUACAUAACAAGUCUAUCUUAGGAAACCUUGUUUUGACACCAUAAGACAGCAGCGGCUUGCUGUGGUUUUUCCAUUGCUGGUUGGAGCCUGACCUCAGGUUUCUUCAGGCAUCAAUAUGCGCACACAAAACAACACAGCUAAUGUCGAUCUGUUGUCUUUUCUCUAACAAUUAAAGUUUAUAACUAUUAAAUACAGUAUCCUUGCAUUACACAGAAUGUCACCUGCCCCACAAGGGUCUUUUUUUUUCCCCCCAUUUGUACUAUGAAAUGAUCCUUUUGUUUGUCGUUUGUGUUCAGACACAUAUUUUGGCAUGUUCGGAUCUCAGUGGGCCGUGAAGUCAUGUGAGCAGCUGCCACACACACCCACACACCAAAGUUCUGGUCUACCACCUCAAAGCCUCCUAUACUAAGCCAUCAUACAAUCUCUGGGACAUCCAUUACACAGGGACAGUAAUAUAAUGUAAAUAAUGAACCAUGUAAAGUACAUGUAUGUAUUGGACGUUUGGUCCAAACAGGAUACUACACAUUCAUUGAGGAUUGCAACGAUCAUUUCUUGAUGUGCUGUCUUGAAAGGGGUAAAUAAUUCUUGUGUGAUGUUUGGGCGACUUGCCUUGACUUUCUUUAAAUUGAGAAGUUUGGAUGAAAGCAGCCUUUGGGAACUGCUGGAACAAACUCAUUUUCUCAUUUGAAAUUUCACUUGGCAUGUUGAUUCUUUUGAAAUGCUGGGUAUCUGUGCAGACAUCUCAAGUGAUUUAGUUCAAGCCUUUAUACAUGUAGAACAAUGUUAAAAGAGAGAGAGGCAAAUUUAAACCUACUGUGAUAUUUCAUAAAAAACAAAACCCCACUGUCUCAGAAGUCUGGAAGGUAUCUAAUAGUCUUUUUUGUAAUUAACGUGCAAGUCUAAAUACUGAGAGUGGAAAGAUGUGGACAGGUCUAGUUUUUUUUUUUCUUUCUUUUUAAAAUUCAUUUUUGACAGAUGUUGUUAUAGGAAGUACAUUCUAUGCAGCUUGAAGCCAGAAACCUUUUCAACAGAAAGGGAAUAUUUCAUCUUGCUCUGUAUUUUAGCUCCAUAUUAAGUUUCUUGUACAACUUGGCAUGACUUUAAAUCUGCCUCUGCCUCUGGUGUGUUAGUGUGGCACAUGACUAGGAAGCAUGUUUUGCUGAAAUAUUUCCUAAAAUUGCCUUGAAUGCUUUCCUUUUCACUGAAUAAAUUUUCUGUAGGUUUUGGUUCAAAUAUAAACACUCAGAGUUUAAGGUAGCUAAAAACCAGCAUAUCAAAAUGUAUUUCCGAGUUGUUUAAUAUUUUGCUACUCACAGAAAUGCCAGCACAGUAAUUAGAGUAACUUGUAGAUCAUAUUCACACUGAUCACUCCACAGUGACCACUUUUUCCUAUGGGCUUUUGGAGAUCCCAGAUUUAAAUGUUUCAACAGAUACCUCUCCCAAUCCCCCUACCACUUGAGACUGUUUGUCAGUUUGAUUUAAAAUCGUAAUAGUUGAAAGCAAUAAUGUAGAACCACUAAUCUUUUU
Messenger RNA from Scleropages formosus (Asian bonytongue), 3869 nucleotides. It is a transcript of the gene ubald2, whose product is annotated as UBA-like domain containing 2. Gene Ontology annotation, molecular function: protein binding. The transcript is spliced from 3 exons. Bases 171 to 704 code for a protein of 177 amino acids. NCBI's taxonomy places the organism in Eukaryota, Metazoa, Chordata, Actinopteri, Osteoglossiformes, Osteoglossidae. The record is from RefSeq and is a predicted model, not a curated record.